UAUUGGUUCGGUUGAGGAGAGGCAUCCUUUCAUUCAUUAAAUCUCUUUUGGAUAUCUUUGCCUCUAAACAUUUCCGUUUUCUUUUCUUUUCUUUUCUCCUCGGUUUCUCACACACUCAGAAAACAAUAAAAACGAAGAGAUAUAACUAAAUUAAAGAAACAAAAAUCAUGGGUUGGAUUCCAUGUUCUGGAAAAUCCAACAGUAAAGCUCAUAAGACCACCAAGAAGACGAAGAAGAUUGAGCACAACGUUGAUCAGAUCAAACCCACUUCAGAUAAUUUCAGGACGAAUUCAUCAUUGAGCGAGAAGGAGGCUUCCAAAAACGGAGGGUCGGAUCACAUUGCAGCACAGACUUUUACAUUCCGUGAGUUGGCAGCUGCAACUAAAAAUUUCAGGGCGGAAUGUCUAUUGGGUGAGGGAGGCUUCGGUCGAGUAUAUAAAGGGCGUUUAGAAAGUACUAAUCAGGUUGUUGCAAUCAAGCAACUUGAUCGUAAUGGCCUGCAGGGGAACAGGGAAUUCCUCGUUGAAGUUUUAAUGUUAAGCCUUCUUCACCACCCUAACCUUGUUAAUCUUAUCGGUUAUUGCGCUGAUGGAGAUCAAAGGCUUCUUGUUUACGAGUACAUGUCCUUGGGAUCUUUGGAAGACCAUUUACAUGACAUUUCACCCGGUAAGAAACGACUUGACUGGAACACUAGAAUGAAAAUAGCUGCCGGGGCGGCAAAAGGAUUGGAGUAUUUGCAUGACAAAGCUAGCCCUCCUGUUAUAUACAGAGACCUGAAAUGCUCAAAUAUUUUGCUUGGUGAAGGCUACCAUCCAAAGCUCUCUGAUUUUGGCUUGGCUAAACUCGGACCCGUCGGGGAUAACACGCAUGUGUCUACGAGGGUAAUGGGCACCUACGGAUAUUGUGCUCCAGAGUAUGCGAUGACAGGUCAAUUAACGUUGAAAUCGGAUGUAUAUAGUUUUGGGGUAGUUCUUUUGGAAAUUAUUACGGGCAGGAAAGCAAUUGACGUUUCAAGAGCCACAGGAGAGCAGAACUUGGUUGCAUGGGCACGACCCUUGUUUAAUGACCGAAGGAAAUUUUCGCAAAUGGCCGAUCCAAUGCUCCAAGGUCAAUAUCCUGCAAGAGGCCUGUACCAAGCUCUUGCUGUUGCAGCCAUGUGUGUUCAGGAGCAGCCUAAUAUGAGGCCGGUCAUAGCUGAUGUUGUCACAGCUUUGAGUUACCUUGCUUCGCAGAAAUAUGACCCUGAUACACAACCAGUACAAAGCUUUCGCUUCGCCCCCGGUACUCCUAAAACCAGGAGAGACUGGUAGGAGAGCUCAAUGGUGGUAGUUGAUAUGCUGGACAUGUAAUGAUAUUAAGAUUCGAGACAAGGCUUGUUCUCUUGCCGGUUGCAAGUUCAAAGACGGGGUAUUCAGUUGCAUGCUCACGGGGAAUGUAAUGCCGGUUAUGUUCGAUGGUGACUUCCGCUCAGAGAUUUGUGGAUACUUUUCAGCUGCAUCUCAUUCACCAUAUAUAUACCAAAUUUCAUAUCAUCUGUCCAAUAAAAAGCGCAUUUGCUUCUCCCUUGUGUUUUUUGGUUAGAAAGAGAGUUUUAGUUUUUCUCACUUUUCCUGAAUGUAUAUCCAAACAAACAAGGCUUUAUCUAAAUUGGUAUGCCAUUUAGCAAGUAGUGGUUUUUCCAUUGUAUAAAUCUGCAUUCUUUAUACUAUAUUGGGUGUCUUUUCCAUAAUUUUAUUUCAGGGGCUUUUGUUGUACAGUUCUGCCGUAUAUUUCACUUAUGAAGACUGGAGAGUUGUAUAAACUGAAUGGUUAAGAUAUGAUGAUAUCUCAUUUAUAUACACAAUGGACGCUACAU
Morus notabilis is the source of this 1855-nucleotide messenger RNA. RefSeq names its product probable serine/threonine-protein kinase PBL7. Gene Ontology annotation, biological process: protein phosphorylation. NCBI's taxonomy places the organism in Eukaryota, Viridiplantae, Streptophyta, Magnoliopsida, Rosales, Moraceae. Bases 168 to 1310 code for a protein of 380 amino acids. The transcript has 5 exons. The record is from RefSeq and is a predicted model, not a curated record. Gene Ontology annotation, molecular function: ATP binding; protein kinase activity.